Molecule: messenger RNA, 6413 nt
Organism: Choloepus didactylus (southern two-toed sloth)
Lineage: Eukaryota; Metazoa; Chordata; Mammalia; Pilosa; Megalonychidae
Gene: DNAL1
Product: dynein axonemal light chain 1
Exons: 8
Coding region: 93-665 (190 amino acids)
Cellular component (GO): cytoplasm
Molecular function (GO): protein kinase binding
Source: RefSeq, a predicted model, not a curated record
AGGGAUCGGCGGAGGGCUCUGAACAGUGUGCGCACGCGCAGUGACCCUAGCGGGCCCUAGCAACCAGAGCAGUGACAGUAGCAACCGCCGGAAUGGCAAAAGCAACAACAAUCAAAGAAGCCCUGGCCAGAUGGGAAGAGAAAACCGGUCAGAAGCCAUCCGAAGCCAAAGAAAUAAAGCUUUAUGCCCAGAUUCCCCCAAUAGAGAAGAUGGAUGCCUCCUUGUCUAUGCUUGGUAACUGCGAGAAGCUUUCACUAUCUACAAACUGCAUUGAAAAAAUUGCCAACCUGAAUGGCUUAAAAAACUUGAGGAUAUUGUCUUUAGGAAGAAACAACAUAAAGAACUUAAAUGGACUGGAAGUAGUAGGGGACACAUUAGAAGAACUGUGGAUCUCCUACAAUUUUAUUGAGAAGUUGAAAGGGAUCCAUGUAAUGAAGAAAUUGAAGAUUCUCUACAUGUCCAAUAAUCUAGUGAAAGAUUGGGCUGAAUUUGUGAAGCUGGCAGAACUGCCAUGCUUGGAGGACCUGGUGUUUGUAGGCAAUCCCUUGGAAGAGAAAUACUCUUCUGAGGGGAGCUGGAUUGAAGAGGCAAGCAAGAGAGUGCCCAAACUGAAAAAGCUGGAUGGUACCCCAGUAAUUAAAGAGGAUGAAGAAGAAGAAAACUAACUCACAUUUUUCACUUUCUAUUAACUUAUUUAAAUAUUAUAAAAACAAUAGAUAAGUUUUGUAUAAUUAUCUAUUUUAAAGAUUCUGUGUGGGGCAAAAAGUUCUUAAGAAGAUAAAACAGAUCUCUCAUUCCCAUCUUUUUCUUUCUUAAUUUACUCAAGCAUUGUUUCUCUCCAAAACUGGUAACACUAACUUCAUAUAUUCUAGCCUUCUUUUUAGAAACUACAAAUUUUCAACUUCUGUCUUUAGUCUCAGUUAUGUACUUUGUGGCCCCAUCUACUGAAACCUUUAUAGACUAAUUGUUUUUAACAACAAAGGAACAAAUGUGAUUGAUUACUAAAUUUGUUUAGAAUUUUUUUUAGGUCUGGCAUUUUAAAAAGUAUACUUGAUUUUUGAAUCUGUGGACCAUCUUUCCUGGAGGUUCGUCUCCUUACGAUUCAGAAGCACAAAGGUGUCUUGCCUUUGAUUCAGAAGGUAGCAUGUUGGUGGGAGGAGCUACUCGCAUGAACACAGCAGCAACCCUAGGACCAAGAUCCCCAAAUUCAAUUGGAAAAGCUAUGGUGAAGAAGAAAAAAUUAAUAUCUUGGAGGCCUUCUAUCCCGUUUUGUAUUUAUUUAUUUGUUUUUUUCCAAAAAUGUGUGCAUUAUCAACUGGAAUUUAGGUUGUGUUUACCUGCAUGGCCACUCGAGUCAUUGUGCACAGUCAUUCUGUAAUAUAGGUUGGUGGCUAAGUGACUGUCAUGAUCAUUCCUUUUCCAAUAAUGUGGUCAUGCUACUCAUGUGGACCUGGCCUAGGCACUUUUUUGGUUUAUAAGGCAGUAGCUAUAUUUGAAUUCCUGGCCUAAAUGCUGGCCAGUGAUAUAUGUCAAAAUUUGCCCUAAUGACUGGUUUGGUGACCCUCAUUGUUGGGAAAGUGAUUGUUAUGGUUAUAAGGGUAUAGAACUUAAAGAUUGGAUUUGGUACCUUUCAAUAAAUGAAACCUAGAAUUUCAAAAUAUAUUUUUUAAGAAGUUCUAAGUUAAACAGUUCUUAAAAUGUAUUAUGUAAGUGUUGUGGAGGGAAGAGAGAAGAGAUGUUUCAUUAUGGGAUCCCAGGCAAAUGGCAAUAUUUUUGAGGAUUGCCUUCUUGUCAAGCAUUGUAGGUGAUUUAAAUAGAUGCAGAGCUUAGAAUUUAUCAUGAAAGAUAAAAAAAGUUUAUGGUAUUUCUCUUUUCUGGAAAAUGCAGGACACUGUAGUGAGUAAUCAGAUGAAGACCAUAGCAGGCCAUGUCACUAUCACUAAUAGAUUGCAGAAAAGAAGUCAGGAGCCAUCUGCCAAAUUGUGCCUAAAGUCCUUAACCAGAAACUAUUAAGAUUCUUGUUUCCCCAUCUAAUUGUGUGAUUUUACUUGAGUAAAAUCACAGUUAAAGAGGGGACAGUCAUUUUUUUAAAGUGGUUGCAUAAGUUGUCCUGGGUUUCAGUAGUUUUCAGCUAUCACUUAAGUAGGAAUUACUUGAUUUCUCUAAGAGUCCUUCUGAUCAAAAGGGACCACUGCUUUGACAAUCAACCCUAAAUACAAACAGUAAGUGGAAAAAUUAGUCCAAUGCCUUUUUAUCUCCUUUUAGCUCUUCCUUAUAAUCUAAUAAAAAGUAAACCUUUACUCUGCUCUCACCAACUUACACAUUCAAAGUCUUUGGGCAUUUCUUUUGUGAACCAUGAGUCUUCAUUCCCCUUGGUGAUAUUUACUGCCCACUAAAGGACAAGAGGGAAGGUGAUCUUCUUUACUUGUAGUUUGCACAUCAUCCAGUAGGCAAGCUCGAAGCCAUAUUCUAAUGUGUGGGUACAUUUACUAUAAGUUACCCUGGAAGUGAAUUUAAUAGGGAAUGGAUGACUUCAUAAUGAUUUUAUUUGUAAAAUGGCUUACAGUUUCAGCAUUUGAUUUUUCUGAAUUCCGUAAUACAGAAACUGAUUUUCUCCUUGUUUAUGAAUGUCUUUUAAUCACUGGUAGUCCUCAGGAAAUGUAAGGUGCUUUCUGUUGUCAGUUUCACACAAAAUUCCUAUUCAUUUCCAUUCAACAAAUAUUUGAUGGCCUUCGAUACAUCCUUUUCUAAAGCCCAAACACAUGCCAUUAGAAAAUGGAAGUUAGGUGUAUGGAGAAAUUCAGGAUAUUCUCUCAAGUCAUUCCUCAGAUCAUCCUUCACUGCAUAAAUUUGGCUGAUAUUAAAUGCCUUUGGUUUAUACCUCCUGGGUUAGAUAUUUGAGCUACUUGCAAUGGAUACUCUUCUGUGCUCUUGUUUUAAGCAUUAUGCUAUUUUAGUGUGGAUCAUUUAAAUUUCUUCUAGUCUUAAAAAUGAUGGCAGCACUCUAGAAUUAGCCCAGUAUUUUCAUCUUCCACAAGAAAUUUGAUCUAAGUCUACUAAGGAAUUCAACUUUUCUAUAUUCCCUAACUCUAACUUUACUACCUGGUCAGGCUUUGAAAGGUUUUUGUGUUCUUUGUUGAUAGGAGUUUGUUCCUUUAAACCAGAGUUUCUCAAAUUUGGCAGUAUUGACAUUUUGAGCCUGCCUGAUAAUUCUUUGUUGUGUGGGCCAGUCCUGGCUUCUACCCACUUCCCAGUUGUGAUGACCGAAAAUGUCUUCAGAUAUAGCCAUCUGUCCCCUGGGGUGGGAGGACUUUGCCCCUAGUUAAGAACCAAAUGCUUUAUCCCAACCUUGCUGUUGUUCAGGGACAAUUCAUCUUCACUGUGUAGCCAUAUGUCACCUGAGUUUUUAUCAUCUAAGAGAAGGGGAUGUACUUAAUAAUGAUGGAUGGAAGGAAAUGACACUGGUGUUUCCCUUUUUUGUAAUGCUCAUUUUUAGAACUUUACAGAACAUUAGAAACUCAGGGUUAGAAGGUUCAACUUAUCUUUUUUCAGCAGGGUCUUUACUUUCAUUUCUUAGCAUUCUUGCUUAAGACAGUGAUCAUUAACCUACCUCUUCCUCAAUAGCAUCAGAAUCCAACUUUAUCAUAGAUUUUGCUUUGUCUCUAAACAUUUUGAGUGUACUUUAGAAAAUGAAUCAUCAUUCAUUAAGUAUGAUUCAGUCCAGUGAUACUUAGAUUUGUGUAGACUGUAACAUCAUUAAAUACAUAAAAAUAUUGUGUAAAAUUUGGUAAGCAUGUAUGAAAGUUAGCUGCUGUAGGCAUUGAUUUGAGUAUGAUCAGAAGAAUGUCUGUCUAUGAUAACUGGUCAGUUUACUUGGUAUGGGUACUAGAUCCAUUCCACAAAUAGAAGUGGUAAAAAGACACUUAAAUAUGGUUGUGGGCAGAAAUUUUACUUGAAUAGGUGCCUCUUCUGAUACCUUUUAUCAGUGUCUAAAGCAGAAUAAGGAAGAAUAAGAAAAAUGAAUCUUGACUGUUAAUUUAUUCUCAGAAUUGGUGAAGUGUAAAUAGAGUUGAAGACAGUUAUCUCCGUAACCCAGAAUCUUCCACCUUUCAUUCUUUGGACUAAAUGGAAAAAGUGUAGGGCCCAGAAAAGUUGGAUUCAUUCACUUUAAAAAGUUGGGGGAGUGUUCAAAGCUUUGAUCAUUAGUAGAGCAGUUAGUGUCUUUCUGACUGCAAACUAUCAGUUCAAAGCCCUUUAUACAUUGUUAAGUAUUGUUAAAGGUAGAAAACUGCUGAACUGCAAGUUACCUUUUACCAGAAAUUUAUUCCUUUGACACACGUUUUCUUUAUUUAGGCUGCAAAAUGUCUGUAAAUAAUGAACUAUAAGACAAGAUUCAGUGUAGGAGGGUUGGUGCUUCUGAUACAGAUAACUUGACCAUAUUCCUUUAUCCUCACUCUCUGUAGCAUGUCUCAUUGUUUUCUUUUUGUAAAAUCAUAAAAUAGGUGCAAUAAGAAAAUAAGGAUGUUUAAAAUCACUGAACUCUUUGAAAUCCCUUAUCUAUGUAACUAUUCUGCCUUUUUAUAAACCAGUGACUGUAAAGGAAGAAAAAUGAAAGGAAAGUCUUACUUUUUUCUGAACUAAGAUAAAUUAAGUAAAACUUUUUACUUGACACUUAUUUGGAGAUGACAUUAACUGGAUUCUAGUUAUUUUCUCAUUUUGGACAGUUUAAAGGGGAACCAGUCAACCAAAUUUAAAAAGGGGGUAAGGAAGAGUAAACUAUUUUUCAGCAGAUUUGCACUUUAAAAUUAUGAACUGGAUGUUGGUGGAAAGUACUGCCAAAGGGCAGAUGGAUUAAGUCACCUAGCCUGCACGUGAAUGUUAGAGUCAAACCUCACAUGCUUGUACUAAGCCUAUAGGAGCAGGAGCUGUCAGCACAAUCAGAGUUGGGAUUUCCGGCUUUCCCUACUUGGGGCUAUCUCCCCAUCUGCUACAUCCACAGUCGUCCCUCUGGAGGAUGUGUCAAGUAGAAUACUCCUACUCAGAAUAGCAACUUUGUGAGAUAUAUUUUCCACAUCUAGAUUUUAAAAAUUUACUUAGGUAUUGGAUAAAUUAAGCUGUGGCUGUUAUGAGUGGGAAGUUCUUUGCUUCUUUGAUCAGCGGGUGCCUGCCUCUGAGGUGCUAUUGCCUGGAGGAAUCAAUCCCAUCAAAAGACUGGUGAGCUGGAAGUGGAAGAGAAUAUACAUAUAGCCAGUUAGUUCUCCCAGGUUGCAGUCAUGAUCAAGAGCGUCAUUCCACAAUCUGGCUUUAGAACCAACACCAAUCUGAAGAACAUUUUAACAUCUGUUAAUACUUUGGUAAUAAUCUUUUAUACAAAGGCAUUUUGUAGCAUGACCUUACGACUAAACUUAUUGUGUGUUAAAUUAUUUAGAAUUGUUGAGUUUCAGAAUGUUAUUUUGUGCGACUUAUUUUAAAAUAGUAAUAAAUUGUGUUAUUUUAUAUAAAAAAAAUUGUAUCACUUUUGGUUACAUGACUGUUAGUUUUAGCUGAUAUAGAGCAACUCUGUGAAUUUCCAGUGAUACUCAAUUCUGAUGAAAUUCAGCCUUUGGAUAACAUUUUUUUCCCAGGCAGUUUUUAUGUGUGUAAGGGAGAGAGAAAAUGAGACUCAUUUCUUUAUGCUGAAUUUUUUUUUUUUUUCCUUCCCAGUUCACUACUAGUGAUAAUCUCCUCUCCCAGGUUUGUCAGCCUUCUCCAAAAGCUCUUUGGGCACCAUUUCAUAAUUAUUAGUCUCCUGGAAAGCAAUUACAGGGACAGCAAAUUACUACGGCACUUGACCAUUCCUCCUCUCCUCACUUCCAUAAUGGCACAAAGUAAGGGUUAGAUGAUAGGCCUUUGAAAUGCAGUCUCCUGGAAAAUAACCUGACCUUGACCAGCCCAUUUUUGAUACACAAGAAACAGGAAGAAUCCUUCACUGUCAUGCAACACUACACAUUUUGCGAGCACAUAUUCUGUUGUAUCCACUCAAAUAUAAUUGUGGUCACAGGAAAAGAUUGUAACACAGUUUCCAUUUCUUUGGUUAUAAGGAUACAUUUCUUGCUGCUUGACCUCCCUUAAAAAGCAAAGUUUAAUUUCCGAGCCUAUAAAGAGAAACCUUAGUUCAGAUCAUAAAUUGUUCAUUAUUUUUGGUUCAUUGUUUCCUAUAACAGAAGAUGGACAGCUAGGAUCCUGACAUUGUUUUUUAAAUAUUAUAUAUUAUAUAUAGUAAAAAUAUAUAUAAAGUUAAAUACAGUAAUAAAAGUCAGAAUCCUAGGUGAUAUUCCCCCCUCCAAUGAUUCAGUCAACUAUACAGCUAUAAAAGGUAUCUCUCUCAGUACAGACAUAGAAGGAUGCCUAGAACAUACUGGGAAAAAAUAAAG